GACGCGGAAAUAUGAUUCAGGCGCCUUUGAUGACCAAACAUGCAGCUGGUUCGGACCACGCAUAUGAUUUCCUACAGUUUUUUAAGGUAGCCCAGUAGGCAUUGAGACACGGCCUAUGAUUAUUAAGAGAAAUUUUCACUGAAUUGACACGACAGGCCUAAUGACUCUUCUAUUUUUUUCUCACCACAAACCAACUCCGGUGAUUUUUUUUUUUUUAAGCUCUUGCAUCGGCUGGUGUGAUGCUGCUUCACAAAGAGAGUCUUCCUUAUUAAAACACCGGACAUAUGAGCGUCAGUAACUAAACAAAUGUGAACACCAUCCAGUAAGAAAACAACUAGCCAAGACUUUUAGGACGUACCGCUCGUAUUAAAAUGUGGAGUGACGCUUUUAACGGACUGAACUGAGAUGUUGUGAAGAAAAGCACCUGGUUGGACAUCGCCGACAAACUCUAAAAAGGUUUCAUUUAUCUGUCCAUACUUGAUAAUUUCUCGUUUUAUCAGCUAUGGAUGGAUCUGAAAACUCGGGGAGUCGCAUUGGUCGCACUAUUUGGACUGUUUGGGGCUAUCUCUCAGGGGCUGUUGGUAGAUACCUCAGACCGGAAGUCACUGAUGAAGGAAACCAAAAUAGUGUUGUUUUGAAAAAUACAGCAAAUGAAAUUAACAGGGAAGAAAAUGAAAAUGAAGCUGAGAAAAAGGAGGGUAAGAAAUUUUAUGAAAAUGAAAAAAAUACAGAGGUCAAAUGCUUAUUGCCUGGGGCCAGAAUGCAAGUUGCCUCGGCACAGUGGGAAAACACUGAUGUGGUCAUAAAUGAUCAUAAUGAACCUAAUGUAAACACCACAGAGAAACAAACUCACCAUUGUGCACUGUGGUCCACUGGCACAGACCAUGGAGAGAGUGUUUCAGGUGAUGUAGACAGCAACGGACACAAGCAAAAGAGUGGAACGAGAACUUUGGAUGUUCAGAUCAAUAACGAAAAUGAAGAGCGACAAAAAAGUAAAGCAUGCGUUGAAAAAGAGGCAGUUUCUUCUGAAGCAAGCAGUGAGGAUAAUGUAGAGCAUAAGGUGAGUGAAACUGAACGAGAGCCAGAAGAAAUUGUGGACAUUGAAAAAAUGCAUGGUACCAAUGAAGAUAAAAAAGAAGAAGAAUGUGAUCAGGAUGAUCAUGGGGAUGACGAUGUUGUUGUGUGUGAAUUGUUGAGAGAUCAAAAUAAUGCAGAAGUAACUGUCCAAUCUGAGCUUUAUGGACAAGACGUAGAACAAGAAAAGCUGAUAAACAAGAGAGACUAUGGAGAAACAGCAGGUAUCAGGGGGACAGAAUACAUCACAGACUUUCCCAGGGAAAAGGUGGUUGAACAUGUUAUUGAUGAAAAGGAGCAACAAACUGUUGUCCAAAAUCAGGAUCUGGAGAAAGAUGAGGAUUAUGAAGACAAAGAAACUGAAUCACAAGUGAAAGAUUUAGAGGUAGUGGAUGUGUUUCCAAACCCUCUUGAGACUGAAAGUAAAAAAUAUUCAGAAGAAAUUAUUGAAAAUGAGCACAUAUCGAAAAAUGAUCAGGAUAAAGACAUUGAAGAGAGUGAACAACAAGACUGGCCAGACUCUUUUGAAUUGACAUGUGCAGGCAUUUGCAAUGUAAAGGAAGUUUGUGAUGUAAUGCUGGGAGAAAUCCAAACUGCACAAACAAAGAAUAUAGAUGAAACCAAAUCGGAGUCAUUGAAGUCAUUAGAUACACUGCCAAGGGCUUCAGAAGAAAUAUUUGAAAAAAUUAUACCAAGCACUGAAAUAGGGAUGAAAACAGCCAAAGUAGUGGAUGAAUUUUUUGAAAUUGUUACUACAUCAAAAGACAUUCUGCAGUCUGAUAUAUCAAAACAGGAUACUCCACAAACAGGAAUUGGAUCACCUGUGGUGUCCAUAAAACCUGAGGCUAUGUUUUCAGAUCUCACUGGGUGUGAGCUCUCUAGAGAACCGAAGAUAGGGCCAGAGAUUGGAUCAGAAAAGACAGUGGCUGUGGACCAAAUAAAAACAGUAGAGACUGCUUUGGGAUGUUUUGGGGAGAUUAAGAUUAACUUUCAUGAGCCAAACACUCUAACAGAAGAGCAUUCACAAAGGGACACUGUGGUCGCCCACUCAGUUGAGCUACAAUUGCAGGAUAGCAAGGAGGCAUUUGAGAUAGAACAAGAUAUUGAUUCCUUUAGUGCAACACAAAAUCAAACACUUCAGGAAAUGGACAAAACCAAGUUCUCUCUCAAAGAACAUGAUAAAUUAAAAACUGAUCUGACUGUUGAAACAAUUGCAACAAAGGUCAGUUCAAAAGAAGAGAAAGUGAAACCCUUUGAGACAAACAGUCAAGCAGACGGUGAGCUUCUUGAGUUGACCACAGAAAGUGAAUGCAAACUGCCUCAAGCAACAAUGAAUACUAUCAGUGAACCACUAGAAGAUGGUGAAAAGGAAUCGUUGGUUGUGUGUGAAAUUGCUGGAACUGAAUUGUAUCCAGCUGAUAUAAAACUUGAUGCAGAGGAUGCACCAGAAGUGAAAAUUGGGCCUGUUGGAUCACUGACUGGACUAACAAGACCUUUAAGCCCAGCAGAGUUUCUGGACAAAACUCUAGAUUUGCAGAAAGACUCUGAGAGUUACUCUGGGGGACAGGAGAACAGAGAGGUCAGGUUGUUAGAUAAAACCACUUUAGAGUAUGUAGAAGAAAUAACGAAUCAAUGCCUGAGGGAAAUGAUAGAUAUGGAAAAUAUUUUAGGACAAGAAGUAGAACCUUUGGUAGAACUUUCAACUGAACAACUUUGUGAUGCAGAAUUUCAAGAACUACCAACUUGUGCCUUAGACCUAAAGCAUGAAAAUAUGGAGGCAUUCAAGGAGAGCAUAAAAGAGAUGAAGGUGGAAACAGCAAUUUGUGAAGUUGUCAAGAAGCAGAAGAAUGACCAUACUCUUUCAUCUGUGACCAAAACAACUGAAGCUGAUGAACAGGUAGAGGAGAAGGGCACAGCUUUAGAAGCAGUGUUAUGUAGUCAUGAAGACAUAAUGGAAAUCCGCAAAUCUGUGAUUAAAAGAAGAUUUGAUGAUGUGAGCAAAGACGUUCCAGAAGUAAUGAUAAAAGAAGAAAAUUCUCCACUGACAGACUGGUCAACUACUGUUGAUUUAGAUGUACAGGCAUUGAAGGACUCAUCUUUGGACUUUGGUGUUCAAAAAUCUAGAAUUGCUGUGAAGAAUCCCCUAGUUCGGCCACCCAAAGACCCCAGAAAACUUAUUUUCAAGGCCUCAGUGGAACCCUUUCUCCCAAAGCCUCAACCAUGCGGACUGUUGAAGGCAGGCCAGGGAAUUGCUGUCUCUGUGCCAAGUAAAGGGGUCAUUGGAUUUAAACUCCCAGGACUGGGUGCUGUGAUGCCCACACUUAGAAAAACAGAGUUUGGUAAGAAAGCAAAAGAGGAAGGAGAGGCAGAGAGCCAACUGCAGGGACAGGAACAGCAAAAGUCAGUGGCAGUAAAAGAGGAUUCUGUCAAACAAGAGCUAGCGUCACUUAAACCCAAAUGGACACCACCAAGACAUCCUGGUAUGGGCAGUCCCUUGAUGAUGGCAGAACUCAAAGGCAAACUCAAAAAGCCUGUUAAGGAGUCAAAUAUUUGAUUAUUUCAUUCUAUUUGGAUGCAGAGAUGCAUUCUCCACCUGGUUUCUGUUUGUUAUUUGUUUUCUUAUUUAAGCACUAUGCAACCUGGUUUGUGUUGUGGGAGGUCUGAACACUGUGUUUAACACUGAAGUUAAGCAACAUUUCAUUUCACUUCCGCCAUUACAUUAGAUAUCUGCACACUGCUCAGUAAAAAGAAAAACAAGUGUGAAUUUAAGCUGUGAUCUGAAAUUUCCUCUUAAGACUUUAAAUCUAAUGUAUCGUCUCAACAUUGUGUGUGCCAUACCAAGCUCAGCCUAGCUCAGUAUUUAUUUUGAAGCAAAUUAAGUAUGAAAUAAAAAAUGUAAGUGUCAUUGUGAGCUAAAUGUCAAUAAAUAUUUUUGCACUUUUUCA
Messenger RNA from Myxocyprinus asiaticus (Chinese sucker), 4019 nucleotides. RefSeq lists its product as uncharacterized. The record is from RefSeq and is a predicted model, not a curated record. The transcript has 6 exons. Lineage: Eukaryota; Metazoa; Chordata; Actinopteri; Cypriniformes; Catostomidae. Bases 503 to 3628 code for a protein of 1041 amino acids.